Xylaria bambusicola is the source of this 4113-nucleotide messenger RNA. RefSeq names its product putative ABC multidrug transporter. The transcript is spliced from 11 exons. The record is from RefSeq and is a predicted model, not a curated record. Bases 1 to 4113 code for a protein of 1370 amino acids. Gene Ontology annotation, molecular function: ATP hydrolysis activity; ATP binding; ABC-type transporter activity. Gene Ontology annotation, biological process: transmembrane transport. NCBI's taxonomy places the organism in Eukaryota, Fungi, Ascomycota, Sordariomycetes, Xylariales, Xylariaceae. Gene Ontology annotation, cellular component: membrane.
AUGUCUUCAACCGAUGCGUCAGAUACAGAGAAAAUACCUCUCCCCGGGGAGAGCCGAGUAGGGGAAGGUUACUUGUCCGGACUUACUUUAACUUUUGAUGACCUUGCGAUUGAGGUCGAAGGAGUUAGUGAGAGCUAUGUCUCAACAGUUUCAUCUGUUGUCACGGGCUUAUUGUCUUCAUUCAAAAAGAACAAGAAUCACAAAAGACAUAUCCUCCAGGGCGUGACAGGCCAAGUCCGGCCGGGAGAGAUGCUCCUAGUGCUUGGUAGGCCAGGGUCUGGGUGUACUUCUCUUCUCAAGGUGCUUGCGAACAUGCGACAGGAAUUUUCCCACGUCACUGGCAAGAUGAGCUACGGAAACAUCGAUCACCAAGCAGCCCACCGGUUCAGACAUCAAAUUGUUAUGAAUACAGAAGACGAUCAGCAUUUUCCUACUCUGUUAGUAUCGGAUGUUAUGAAAUUUGCGGUUAGUACCAAGGUGGCCAAGAAGAACCUAGAGUCAACAACAUCCAAAAUCGAACAUAUUGAGAACAAGACGACGGCAAUACUGGAUUCUUUAGGUAUAUCUCACGUAAUGGAGACCGCCGUUGGCGAUGAAUUCAUUCGUGGUGUAUCCGGAGGGGAGCGAAAACGUGUGUCUGUCGCUGAAGUCAUGGCUACCGAGGCAUUGGUUCAAUGUUGGGAUAACUCGACGAGAGGCUUAGACGCGAGUAACGCAUUCGACUUUGCCAGGGUCCUCAGACGAGUCACGGAUGAGCAAAACAAGACAAUGAUUGCAACCCUCUAUCAAGCCGGUAACGGUAUCUACAACCAAUUUGAUAAGGUUCUGGUACUCGCAGAAGGAAGGGAGAUUUAUUACGGACCUGCCUCCGAGGCCAAGUCUUAUUUCGAGAAGCUGGGCUUUCGAUGCCCACCUAGCGGGAACGUAGCGGACUUCUUAACUUCUGUUACGGUUCCGACGGAAAGAGAAAUACUUCCUGGCUUCGAAUCUACAGCACCUAAGACGACUGAGGACUUCGAACGAGCUUAUAAAUCCAGUGUUACCUACGAGAGUAUGAAGAAAUCAAUGGUGACUGAUACGCAACUUCUCGCAACUGAGGUUGAUAGGCUCGAUAAGAUCCGCAUGGACGAGAAGAAUCGAACAUUCCAUUUCCUUUCUCGAGACCACAGCGUUUACCAGGUCUCGCUGGCAAGACAGAUCUUGGCCUGUACAGCAAGACAGCUUCAAAUGAUAUGGGGAGAUCGCUGGUCGAACUCUCUCAAACUUGCCUCAAAUAUUAUUAUCGCCCUAAUUUCAGGAAGUCUCUUCUACAACCUCGCUCCUACCAGUGCUGCUACCUUCGAUCGAGCCGGGGCUCUCUUUUGGCCAAUUAUAUACCUCGGGUUGAACUGUCUUUCAGAGACGACAGCCUCGUUCAUGGGACGACCCAUCUUCUCCAGGCAUAAGUUGUUUGGCUUCGCACGACCGGCUGCUCAAGCAAUAGCCUGCACCCUCGCAGAUAUCCCUUUCACUAUUGUCGGCGUUAGUAUCUUCGAGAUCAUAUACUACUUUCUAGCAGGAUUUACCCUAGACGCCGGUAAAUUCUUCACCCAGUGGUUCAUCUAUAUUGUAUUUACGCUCUGCCUCCUAUCGUUUUACCGGAUGAUUGGUGCCUGGAACUCUCAUUUUGGAGUUGCUUCUCAGAUAGCUGGCUGGUGUACAAUGGUUAUCAUGGUAUACGCAGGAUAUCUUAUUCCGGUCCCGAAGAUGCAUCCAUGGUUCAGGUGGAUAGCAUAUAUUGACCCUGUGCAGUAUACCUUCGGGGCAUUAAUGGGCAGCGAGACCGGGGGACUGACACUUGAAUGUGUUGAACCCGAAUUCAUUCCGUACGGAGCUGAAUAUCAAGAUAUAUACCGUGGUUGCAGUGCGCCUGGAUCUACUCCUGGACAAUCUACAUACAGUGGCGCCGAGUUUCUAAAAGCCCAGUAUGGAGACUUCACACAACAUGUCUGGCGAAACGUUGGCAUCGUGAUCGCGUUUUGGGUCUUCUUCGCUAUCAUGGCUGCUCUUGGAUUUGAGUUGAACCUUCAACGCGGCGGUGGUUCCCAGAUUCUAUACGCAAAGAGGGCAUACCUGAAGUCCUUAUCCGAGAAACAAGACAUGGAGAAAGGAAUGAUUAAGGAGACUAGCGGCGACCCGACUGACAGUUCUGAAGAGGAGGAGCAAACCAAGAAUGGUACAGUGUUUACCUUCAGAGAUAUCAACUAUUUCGUCCACGCAGGUGGUUCUGAAAAACAGCUGCUCCAGAACGUUUCAGGAUAUGUUACACCAGGCAAGCUGGUAGCACUGAUGGGCAGCUCAGGUGCCGGGAAAACCACGCUCAUGGAUGUGCUCGCUCAACGGAAAGACUUCGGGACAGUCAAGGGCUCAAUCCUCAUCAACGGCAAACCUCAGGGAAUCAGUUUCCAGCGGGAUACCGGAUAUUGUGAACAAAACGAUGUCCAUGAAGUCACAGCAACUGUCAGAGAAGCCCUUCUUUUCUCCGCCAGAUUACGGCAACCUCACCAUGUACCAGACGCAGAAAAGGUUGCCUAUGUCGAAUACAUCAUGGCUCUGCUAGAGCUUUUCCCGCUUCAACAUGCUAUUAUCGGCUCACCCAACUCCGGUCUUUCAAUUGAACAGCGCAAAAGACUGACGAUUGCGACCGAGCUUGUUGCCAAGCCAUCACUCCUUUUCUUAGACGAGCCAACCUCGGGUCUUGACGGUCAAUCUGCGUAUGAGAUCUGCCGAUUUAUGAAAAAGCUGGCCGCCGCCGGACAGACAAUAAUAUGCACCAUUCACCAACCAUCUGGGGUCCUAUUUGAGACAUUCGACGUGCUCCUACUACUCGCCAAAGGGGGUCGUACUACUUAUUUCGGCGAGACAGGGAAGAACUCAUCAACUGUGUUAGACUAUUUUGCUCGUCACGGAGUCCCCUGCCCUGUAGAUGCAAACCCUGCAGAGCACAUCGUCGAUGUGGUCCAAGGCCGUUUCGGUACCGAAAUUGACUGGCCAGCGGAAUGGGAGGCAUCUGAAGAGAGACAAAAGUCUCUGGAAACACUAUCAGUGCUUGAACAAGUUCAGGGUCAUAUCCAUAACGGAACGAGCCAGGAAGAGGAAAAGAGCUUUGCUGCUCCUAUUCCAUACCAAAUCUCACAAGUUACUCGUCGCCAGCUUAUUUCGCUUUGGAGAAAUCCAGAUUAUGUUUGGAACAAGCUAGGCUUGCAUAUUACGAACGGUCUCUUCGCGGGUUUCACGUUCUGGAAGAUUGGAAACGGGUCGUUUGACGUGCAGCUUCGUCUCAUGUCUGUGUUCAAUUUUCUCUUCGUCGCUCCCGGAUGUAUCAAUCAGCUGCAACCUCUCUUCAUCCGGAAUCGGGACAUCUUCGAGACUAGGGAGAAGAAGUCGAAGACGUACAGUUGGAUUGCCUUCAUUUCUGCUCAGCUCCUGUCUGAGGUUUUCAUUUUGAUCGUCUGUGCCACUGUUUACUUUGUGAGUUGGUACUUCACUUCUGGAUUCCCGGUGAAAGCAAGCGUAUCGGGCCAGGUUUAUUUGCAAAUGAUUCUUUAUGAAUUUCUUUACACGUCCAUCGGCCAGGCUAUUGCAGCUUAUUCUCCGAACGCAUACUUUGCAGCACUUGCCAAUCCCAUCUUUGUUGGUAGCUUGAUUCAAUUCUGCGGCAUUCUGGUCCCCUAUUCUCGCAUCACCCCUUUCUGGCGAUACUGGUUCUACUAUCUGAAUCCAUUCACCUACCUUGUGGGCGGCUUGUUAGUUCCUGUCGUUUGGGACACGGAAGUAGUGUGUAAAGCUGGCGAGCUUACUACGAUCCCGCUACCCCCUGACACUACAUGCGGCGAAUACAUGAGCGACUUCCUAUCGCAAAAUGCUGGCUACAUUACGGAUGCGGGCAACACAACUACUUGUUCUUACUGUCCGUAUAGCACUGGCGCCGACUUCUUGCGGACGCUCAAUUUCGAGGAACGCUACUACGGCUGGAGAGACGUCGGCAUUACUGCCUUAUUCUGCAUCUCUUCUUACGCUCUCGUCUUCCUCAUGAUGCGUUUGAGGACCAAAGCGACGAAGACGGCUAAUUAG